CAUAAAACUUUGGAACGAAUAGAAAACAACUGGCAUGUGCCUGACCUGGUACAGGUAUUGUGACAGGAUUAUUAAGUUUAAACCUAUUUUGUUUUUUUUGCUAGUAACACAUUUGAAUGUGAUACUGUGAAUUUAAAAAAAAACAGGAAAAUUGGGUUUUUAAAUAGCCAACAUGUACGUAUAAAAACAAUCAGAAGAAAAGGGACCGAAUUGCAGCAGAACUUAGAUAAAAGAUCGACGAAGGUCGUCUUUAAACAUAUGUAAUUUGGUUAUUUUUAUGUUUACAUUGUGAAUUAUUUAAACUCAUUCGUUUUAAUAUACUUAUUAACAUAUCAAUGGCAUUUUCUAUCAAAUUUUGUUGUAAAAAAAUAGUAAACAUAUCAUAUAACAUUUAAAUUCGUCUUUAUAUCUGUCCACCUUUAAUAUCAAUAUUAAUUGCUAUAUAUCAAAUAAAAUUCCUCAGGCUGGUGAACACAGGGAAUCUAACAAACUAAAGAACAAAAGAGUUACUAGCCGUUACGGAAUUUUUUGUACAAAUAUAGUGUUUUAAUAUUCGUACUUUUAUAUUCAAUACAAAUAUAAUGAUGGCAGUACGAUCGGUACUUUAAAUGUUUACAAUCGCUUCAAUGGAUUUGAAAAGAUUUGAACAUAUAUUAGUAAUUUUUAAUAUUUCCUGUUAAUUUAUGUUUUGCAUCAUGAGGAAUACUUAGUGAAUUAUCAUAAGAAAAAAGACGUUUGAUGAAUCCCAAAUAAUCACAAGUCAGCAGCUAAGAAUUGAAAUUUAAAAGGGAAAUGUUGUUUGUAUACAUUGUAUACAUACUUGGCACUUUUUCCUGUGGAUAUGCUGCUGAAAGCAUUGACGGAAAAAGAUUAGCAGAGGAACUUAAGAAAAUAAAAAAAGAUAUCGGUGUUGAUCACAUGCAGGAACAAUUCAAUAAAUUUCAAUAUGACAUUAAGUCGGAUACAGGGACCCAGUUAUUAAACAAGAUUCAAUCCAGUCUUGAAACAUCCCUGAAUGACUUGAAUAUGGUACUAGACAAUGUUUAUUCAGAAAUUAUAUCAGAUGAUACAUCAGAUACUCUAUCAACAAAUCUACAGCGAUGCUGUGAACUACAGGAAAGUGACUUAACGUACUUGCCGGAGUUUCAGUCAAAGGUCGAUAGAAGUAAAGCGUGUGUUACCACAUCGCUGUUAGCUGGAAACAAUAUGAAAUACCCGACAGACCAAAUCAGUGAUGUAAUGAAAACCAACUAUGAAAACAAUAAGAACGUGUUAUGGCAGCAUUACAGCACUACAGAGGGUGUGUCUGUUAUUUACCCAGCCACGAAGUGGGAGAACUGUCAGAACUUUGAUCCAAGGUUUAAAUCUUCAUACGCCGCUGCAGCUUCGCCAACGGAUAAGGAUGUCGUGAUUGUGAUAGAUGCAAGUGCGUCUAUGAGACAGCCAACUGGAGUGGUAGACAAAACUAAGAUUGUCCUUGCCAAAGGAGCAGCAAACAAUGUAUUGCAAACACUUAAACCAAAUGAUAGGGUAGGGAUUGUUCGAUUUGAUAACAAUGCAUAUACUCCAACAGGAGGAACAUAUAGUUCAUGUUAUGAAAACCAACUUGCAUUUGCAACAAAAGAAAAUACGGACAAACUAAAGGGAUACAUAUUUUCUAUAGAGCCAUCUGGGAAUUCUGAGCAUAACUUUGAAAAUGCGUUAUUAGCUGCAUUCAAAUAUUAUAAUUCCUCUCAUGAAGAUGUUCAGCUUGCAAAUAGAGAACAAAUAAUUCUAUUCAUCACUGAUGGGAUCUCUUCGUCUGGGAAUAACCCGGUCCAAGUUAUCAGCAGUGAGAAUUCAAAAUAUGGAAAUAAAAUUGCAAUUUUUACUUAUCUCCUAGGACAAGAGGAAAAUGCAAAGACAAUGUUAAAAGGUAUGGCGAAUCAGACUCUACACAAUGCUUCCUAUGGACCGAAAGCAAUUGGACGCUUCGAGUAUUUUGACCAAGGUAACCAGACAUUUUUUCCAAUAAAAUUGGCUACAUUUUAUGUGCAUCUACCAACAGGAGGCCAAGCAGACCAAUCAACAUACACUGUGCCGUAUGUAGAUCCUUUCUCGGGAGUAGGUUUAAUUACAUCAUUAUGUCGACGUGUGCAAGUAUCGAGUGGAUUGCAUGGAGUAAUGUGCACCGAUGUGAAAAUAAGCAAACUUUUGACUGAAAUUGAGUACUUCUCUGAGGACGAAUUCACCUAUGCGUUUAUGAUAGACGGUACCGGGAGAACACUUAUGCAUCCUUUGUUACCAAAUGCAGCAUUUGUUAAGUCUACGGAAGAUCCUGUUCUUGUCGAUAUUGGUGUGUUCGAACGAGGAGACGCUGCCAAAUCAGUUAUUGAGUCAAUGAAAAGUGGAGGCACUGGUUCGAAAUCAUUUACGAAGUUCUUUACCAAACCACGUGGUAAACUGGUUAAUGAUGGUAGUAGUGAUACCAGUCGUCAAGCACAUUUCUUUUGGGGUUCGAUACCGAGGAGUAACUUUUCUGUGUGCGUUGUUUUUGUAAACGAAUCGUACGCAGAAAUUUCUGAAUCCAAAUUUCCGAGUGACACAGAUAUAGACAUGGUUUUUAUGUACCAUAAUCGGAGUUUGCUUACUGAUAACUUUCCUGAUUGUAAAUUCUACAAGAGGCGUGUAACAUUAGAUCGUAGUUGUGUAAAGUUUUCACAGGCUGCCUUUGAAAACCCUUUUCAAUAUUUAGACCGUGACGAGACAGCGGAAGAUGUCAGUAAAUACCAAGGUUUUCUAACAAACAAGAACGAGAUUAAUCCUGGGUUUAAGUCAACACUUCGAUCAUCAGUGUGGGCUACAUAUAAAGCUGAAGAAUUUUGGAAGAGUAAUAAGGCGAGGUACGUGGCAUGGAGAUACAUUGCAACAAAAGCAGGGCUGAUCAGGAUUUAUCCUGGAGUUAAUCUACUGAAAUCAUAUGAUCAUGAAAAACGAGGAUGGUGGCGACAGGCGAUGGCACACCCAGGCUCCAUGUUUGUAACCACACCCUAUGUUGAUGCCUGGGGAUCAGGAAUAGUUCUAACAUUUGUGCAUACGAUACAUAAAAAAGGUUCGAAUAUAGUAACUGCUGCAUCAGCUGCAGAUUUUCCAUUGGAAUACUUUAAUUGGUUCAUUACUAGUGUGUAUCCAUCCUGUGGCAGUAACAUUGACGACUACAGUUGCAUUAUAAUAGAUGACAGUGGAUUUGUUGUAAUGCAUCCACGACUCAAAGAGACAUCUGAUGAAAAUGCAUUUAAGGAACCCAAGCAUAUCACUGUAGAGGAACCUGAAAUUGCAAAUGUAUUACGCAGUCAAGGAGUGUUAAAUCCAAAAUCAUGCCAAGAUUAUUCUACGAAUAAAGAACUGACGUCCUAUAGGGUAACGUUACCAACAAUAAUGUCGAGCGGACUAGACUUUGCCAAAACAAGCAACACGUUUGAGUUAAGACCUAUAACUGAAACUAAUCUAUUUAUCAUCAGAAGGAAGUCCAAGCCAAAUGUACCGCUAACCUGUACUUGUGAUGACUCUAAGUCCCCAGAUGUUGUGGAAUGUAAAAGCAACUGUAACUGUUUGUGUCAUAAACCUAUCAUCCACGAUGUUUGUGCCAACUCAUAUAGUACAGAAUCUGCCCCUUUCCCAUGCAGUGCUAGACUACCUGAUACAUCAGGAGUAAGUGAACCUGAUGUUACAGCUGGACUGGGCACAUGCUAUAUUCCAACCUGUCAUCUCAAAUCAGAAAACCAAGAUUGUUUUAGCGAGGCUGAGUGUAGCUGGUGUGAAUAUACGGACACAAGUCAACAGAUAGAAACGCCAUGUUGUAGAUUAAAGGAGGAAUGCACUUUCGGAAAAACAAAAUCAUCAACAAGAGAUACUUGUGCUCCACUACCAGCUACUCCAGGUGGCUCUGAUAAAUCGUCAGGUGGCGCUGAUACAAGUACAAUUGGAGGUAUAAUUGGUGGAUCAAUAGUGUUUGGUAUCCUACUUACGCUCAUUAUAAUAUUUGGAAUAAAGCAUUUCCGAUCGAAAUAUCCAAAUGAAGAUGUAGAUCCUUAUUUAGAUGCUGUUCCUGGUCAGGAACUUAGACAAUACACAGAAAAAGAGGAAUUCAGUAGUGCUGAAUCGCUACCACCACCCUACAAGAUGCAACCAGAAGUUAAUCAAAACUUUUAUUGUGACUCGGCUUCUUAACAAAACAUUUAAAUAUAGACAAAUAUUACUAAAACAUAUUUAAAAAAUGUAAAUAAAAUACCCUUCUAUAUUAUAUUAAAUAUCUAAAUAUUAUUUGAAGGAUUGUCUCCUUAAGACUGGAACACAUUUAUAUUCAUGUUCAUGUUUUCAUAUUCAUCAGGUGUCUGAAUAUUUCUAUGUAUAUUUUCCUUUUCAGUUUGGUUUUUAAUUUUUGACAUCCAAGAUUUUAUAGUAAAUUAGUCGGGAAAAUAGUUAUUACCUGACUGUUUGCUUUUUAAGAAAAGUAUUUAUUAAGAUGGCUGCUAAAUAGUUUUUUAAUAAAAUUCUUUACGUGAGCUCACUUUUAACAAUAAACACUAUCGAUUUGUAAGGAUCCAUUUUAACUUGAAUGAUGUAACUUUAGUGCAAACAUGUAAUUUGAGAUGUCUUGAAGAUUAAACAACAUAACCAAAAACAGUUUGCAUAUGACUUUUGAUAAAUUUUAUUCUGUGAAAUUACUUAAUCAAAAUAAUACUUAAUAAGUCUCCUUAUAUGGUACAUCAUAUAACAAUAUAUUGGUCUUUAAAUUAGACUG
Messenger RNA from Mytilus trossulus (common blue mussel), 4783 nucleotides. Its product is annotated as VWFA and cache domain-containing protein 1-like. The coding region runs from base 793 to 4209 and encodes 1138 amino acids. Gene Ontology annotation, cellular component: voltage-gated calcium channel complex. Lineage: Eukaryota; Metazoa; Mollusca; Bivalvia; Mytilida; Mytilidae. The transcript is spliced from 24 exons. The record is from RefSeq and is a predicted model, not a curated record. Gene Ontology annotation, molecular function: voltage-gated calcium channel activity.